This is a messenger RNA of Lindgomyces ingoldianus, 1431 nucleotides long. RefSeq lists its product as uncharacterized. Bases 82 to 1125 code for a protein of 347 amino acids. The transcript is spliced from 2 exons. The record is from RefSeq and is a predicted model, not a curated record. Lineage: Eukaryota; Fungi; Ascomycota; Dothideomycetes; Pleosporales; Lindgomycetaceae.
CGUCCUCACCUUCUUCGUGUAUCUCAUACUUCAAAACAUCCGUCUUGUCGUACGUGCUGUGAGCUACUGACCCUGUUCGAAAUGGUUGGAGUACUCUGUCUGUUGGCCCUCCUGCAAUUCGCGUCGUUUGCAACGGCUACGCGCUUCGCAGGCCUCCUGGCACAGGAAACACCACUCGUUCCUGGAUACUUUGCAAAUGAAGCUCCCAUCCCUCAACCAACAUCUCCUCCACAAGCAGUUCGACAACUUGUACCUCGAGACCGUGCGACAUGCGGCUAUAUGAUGGCGAACGGAGCGGCCAAUGUCUGUGGAGACUCACAAUAUUGUACAACUUCGGCUGCUGGUGACUUUGGAGUCUGGAACUGCUGCAAUCCAGGCUCUUGUUUCUUGCAAGAGACCUGCAGUUACAGCGUUGAAUGCAAGGGAGACUCGCCUUACUGCGUGACAUCAUAUAUGAGUCAAGAUGGCACGACGUUCUCAAGGUUCAUGUGCGGAACGACGUCCUCAAUAGUUUUUAUGGUUUACAGCUCCUCGGAUCUGCCCCAGUAUACUUCGAGUGUCCUGGCCGCCUCGCGAUCAUCGGUCCUUGCCUCAGCCUCGGCAGCUGCAGAGUCUUCGAAAGCUGCUGCAGAGGCUAGCUCAUUAUCUGCAAACCUGGCCUCGCAGUCGGGAAUGUCAACCAUCCAAGUUACCCAUGUCGUGACCGCUUCUGACGGCCAAGUUUCGACUGAAGUCUUCAUCUCAACCGCCGCUCUCGGCCAGCAAACUGGAUCCCCAACGUCUUCUAGCGCAGCCAAGCCAACGAGCUCAGGCGGUGAUGGUGGAUUGAGUACUGGAGGUAUUGCGGGUGCUGUCGUUGGUUCUGUUGUCGGUAUCGCCAUCAUUGGAGCGCUCGCGUUCAUCGCAUAUAGGAUCAAAAAGAAACAAAGCGAGGACAAAGACGAGGUGCCCCAGAUGACUGGAGUGCCAGUCGAGCACUACAAGCAGUAUCCGACCUCUCAGGUUGGCUCUAUUAGUACGCAGCAGUGGCCUGGGGCUCAACAAGCCCAAUGGCAAGGAUCUCAGGCACCAACUCAGUACACUGGAUCGCAGAAUGGGCACUCGACGAAUGGGCACUGGCAGUAGGAACGGAAAGAAUGCGCUUCAUUCACUUUCAGUGCAUGGAAAUCUAUGAGAUUGGAUCAUGAAAUUGGAAUCAUGAAAUUAGAGCAUGUGACAUGAACAUUGGAGCAACGAAUCAUGGCUAGUCUUAUCGAUAGUUACUAGCUGAUUAACUAUCAAUUAGUCAUUUAACUUAGGGCUUCUUUCUACUGUCUAGUUUUCCUCAACUGCUUUCUUCCCUACCUAAAUGCAGCUCAUCUCUGCGCAAUCUUUCUUUGUAUGAUUUCAGAGAAGGCCACUGGUAGCACAACACAAAGCACUUUAGAAAAU